Molecule: messenger RNA, 6085 nt
Organism: Balaenoptera ricei (Rice's whale)
Lineage: Eukaryota; Metazoa; Chordata; Mammalia; Artiodactyla; Balaenopteridae
Gene: RUBCN
Product: rubicon autophagy regulator
Exons: 22
Coding region: 384-3452 (1022 amino acids)
Biological process (GO): negative regulation of endocytosis; negative regulation of autophagosome maturation
Cellular component (GO): early endosome; late endosome
Molecular function (GO): phosphatidylinositol phosphate binding
Source: RefSeq, a predicted model, not a curated record
CCGGACUCGCCCCUAGCGCCUCUUACCGGACCGGAGGAAACAUUGCACACGCUGCUCUGGCCGCUCUCGAGGGCCGCUGGUUUAGCAGUUAGCCUUUCCGCCCAAAUUAUGCUGGACCCUGAACACCUCAGAAUCACAUGCCUUAAAUGAGAUCAUGUUCCUCCGUGCCCUUCGAGUCCCUCCUGCUACAGAAAGGCCCCCUAAGCUUUGGUACACACGAACCUUUCACACCCCCACUGCAGAGCAGCCCCAGAGGCUGCGAGCGUGGACUGCAGAACUGCGCCCCAGCUCCCCUCUCCACGGCCAGCACGCGGAGCGACACGUCCGGACGCAAAGCAGAGGCUGCACUGAUACUACUUGCGUCAGCAUACUAAUAAAAGUAAAUGCUAACGUUUCGCGUAUCUGUACCACUUCUCAGCCGGCGCUCUCAAAACAUUUUGCACGGUACCUUAUUAAGACAUCACCUUCCCUCGGGAGAGCGGAGGGAACACUGGCAGUUGCUGGGUAAUUUGAAGACUACUGUGGAGGGUUUAGUAUCAGCCAACAGCCCCAAUGUCUGGUCCAAGUAUGGUGGCCUGGAGCGGCUUUGCAGGGACAUGCAGAGCAUCCUCUAUCAUGGGCUCAUCCAUGACCAGGUGUAUUGCCGCCAGACUGAUUACUGGCAGUUUGUGAAAGACAUCCGCUGGCUUAGUCCCCACUCAGCCCUUCAUGUAGAGAAGUUCAUCAACUUGCAGGAGAAUGGCCAGAGCAGCACUGAUGGCAUGAGUGAGCGUGCCGUUGCGGAGCUGUGGCUGCAGCAUAGCUUGCAGUGCCACUGUCUCUCAGCCCAGCUCCGACCUCUGCUGGGGGAUAGACAGUAUAUCAGAAAAUUCUACACAGAUACUGCUUUCCUGCUAAGCGACUCCCAUGUCACGGCCAUGCUCCAAUGCCUAGAAGCAGUGGAACAGAACAACCCUCGUCUCCUGGCUCAGAUUGAUGCAUCUAUGUUUGCCAGAAAGCAUGAGAGCCCGCUGCUGGUGACAAAGAGCCAGAGCCUGACAGCUCUGCCCGGUUCCGCAUACACCCCUUCAACCAGUUAUGCUCAGCAUUCCUACUUUGGGUCCUUCUCUAGCCUCCACCAAUCCACACCCCACCAUGGCUCAGAAAGAAGAUCUACUUCCUUUUCACUCUGUGGCCCAUGCCAGAAACCUCAAGAAAGCAGAGGACAUGUCUCGCCAGCAGAGGAUCAAACCGUCCAAGCCCCUCUGCUUCCAAUCUCUGCAUUAGCCGGGGACUCCCCCUCGACCCCAAAUGAGAUGAGCUCCAGCACUCUGACCAGCCCCUUAGAAGCACCCUGGGUUAGCAGCCAGAAUGAUUCCCCAAGUGAUGCCAGUGAGGGGCCUGAGUACUUGGCCAUUGGCAACCAGGACCCCCGAGGCCGGACCGCCAGCUGUCAGAGUCGCAGCAGCAAUGCUGAGAGCAACAGCUCCAAUUUGUUCUCCUCCAGCAGCUCCCAGAAGCCAGAUUCUGCUGCUUCCUCUCUAGGGGACCAAGAGGGAGGUGGGAAGAGCCAGUUGUCCAAUGUCCUUCGCAGGUCUAGCUUCUCAGAGGGGCAAACACUCACUGUCACCGGUGGAACAAAGAAGAGCCAUACUCGCUCCCAUUCGGAUACCAACAUUUCCUCCAGAGGAGCCCCAGGAGGCCCCAGGAGUAUCACCAUUAUAGUUGAAGAUCCCAUUGCAGAAUCCUGCAGUGAUAAGUCGAAGUUGAGAGGCCCCUUGUCCUACUCUGGUCAAAGCAGUGAAGUCAGCACACCCAGCUCUCUGUACAUGGAGUAUGAGGGCAGUCAGUACCUGUGCUCAGGAGAAGGCAUGUUCCGAAGACCAUCAGAGGGACAGUCCCUCAUCAGCUACCUGUCUGAGCAAGACUUUGGCAGCUGUGCAGACCUGGAAAAGGAAAAUGCCCACUUCAGCAUCUCAGAAUCCUUGAUUGCUGCCAUUGAGCUGAUGAAGUGCAACAUGAUGAGCCAGUGCCUGGAAGAGGAGGAAGGGGAGGAGGACAGUGACAGGGAGAUCCAGGAACUGAAGCAGAAGAUCCGCCUUCGUCGCCAGCAGAUCCGCACCAAGAACCUGCUCCCUGUGUACCAGGAGACUGAGUAUGGAAGCUUUCGGGUCACUUCCAGCAGCUCCCAGUUCAGUUCACGUGAUUCAGCACAGUUCUCUGACUCUGGCUCUGCUGAUGAGGUUGAUGAAUUUGAAAUCCAAGAUGGUAGUGAAGGAUCUAACCUGACUCACAUGCCAAAGAAUGGACUCUCAGUGUCAGUGGCCUCGCUGUUUUCAGAUGCUGACAUCAGAAGGAGCACACCCUCAAACAACAAAUCAUUUGUUUCCUCCCAGUCCUUCUCUCACUGCUUCCUACACUCCACGUCUGCUGAGGCAGUGGCCAUGGGGCUCCUGAAGCAGUUUGAGGGGAUGCAGCUCCCAGCUGCCUCAGAGCUAGAGUGGCUCGUUCCAGAGCAUGACGCCCCUCAGAAGCUCCUGCCCAUCCCUGACUCACUGCCCAUCUCACCAGAUGACGGGCAGCAUGCUGACAUCUACAAGCUACGUAUUCGUGUUCGAGGCAACCUGGAGUGGGCCCCACCCCGGCCUCAGAUAAUUUUUAAUGUUCAUCCAGCCCCAACGAGGAAAAUCGCUGUGGCCAAGCAGAAUUACCGCUGUGCAGGAUGUGGCAUCCGGAGUGACCCUGAUUACAUCAAGCGGCUGCGGUACUGCGAGUACUUGGGCAAGUACUUCUGUCAGUGCUGCCAUGAGAAUGCCCAGAUGGUUAUCCCCAGCCGAGUUCUGCGCAAGUGGGACUUCAGCAAGUACUACGUCAGCAAUUUCUCCAAGGACCUGCUCAUUAAGAUCUGGAACGAUCCUCUCUUCAAUGUGCAGGACAUCAACAGUGCCCUCUAUAGGAAGGUCAAGCUGCUCAAUCAAGUCCGGCUGCUGCGGGUCCAGCUGUGUCACAUGAAGAACAUGUUCAAGACAUGCCGACUGGCCAAAGAGCUUCUGGACUCCUUUGACACAGUUCCAGGCCACCUGACAGAGGAUCUCCACCUGUACUCGCUGAAUGACCUGACUGCAGCCAGGAAGGGAGAGCUGGGGCCCCGGCUCGCUGACCUCACCAAGGCAGGGGCUGCCCAUGUAGAGCGAUGCAUGCUCUGCCAAGCCAAGGGCUUCAUCUGUGAGUUCUGUCAGAAUGCGGAUGACAUCAUCUUUCCCUUUGAGCUCCAUAAGUGCCGGACCUGUGAAGAGUGUAAAGCAUGUUACCAUAAAGCAUGUUUCAAGUCUGGAAGCUGUCCCCGCUGUGAGCGGCUGCAGGCCCGGCGAGAGUUGCUGGCCAAGCAGAGCCUGGAGUCCUACAUGUCAGACUAUGAGGAGGAACCCACCGAGGCCUUGGCCCUGGAGGCCGCCGUCCUGGAGACCACCUGAAGAAAGCACGUAAAGCACUCUUUCUAGGGGCUAGGGUCACACAUAGUGCAGAACUGAGCCACCUUUUUAAGGACUUUACCCACUUGGUUUUUUUUUUUUAAUUAUUAUCAUCAUUAUUAAUUUUUACGACCUGUCUAAUGUCCAUGUACAGUCAACCUUAUUUAGGUUGGUGGGGUCCAGUCUGUUGUGACAAUUUAUAGGUACCAAGUAUUUCCAUCAAAACUGACACAUGGGUCCCUAAGUGAAGCUUCUAGUGCCUCUGUCAGGGGAAUGGACAGGGAGACCCAAUUCUUCCGACAUCCAUGGCCUUCUCCACUUGGACCAGAUCUGGUUUCAGCUGCAUCUCAAGUAUCAUUUCCAGUUUUAUUUUGUUGUAAUUCUGGAGCUUCUGAGCCAGGCCUUUCUCAGCGAACUCACUUCUCCUUUGCUGCUGAAACAGGAUGAUGGAGUUUUCUCUCUCCCAGUCCUGGAAUAGGGUCAGACUGUGCCCUGAGGAGAAGCAGCAGAGAAUGGGACUACAUCGUGGGCAUUCUUAUUUAGGUGUUUUUGAGGCCAUAAAAACAGCGUUAUUGCUACCUUAGAAUUUUCAGAGACCUCAAGGAAGCAGUCAUGACUUCCUUGUUUGAAAUAUUCUAGGCAUAGAUGAUGUCACAGGCUGACUUUCUUUAUCUACCCUGGGGGACUUGACACAAAGAACAGAACUGAUACUUAGACCAGGCCCAUUUCUAGCAUUAAGUAACGCUACAACUCUGUUAUUUAAGGAGCAUUUAUUCAGUCAGAGGGGCUGUUGGCCUCCUCUUAGGUGAUCAGGUCCCUUUUAGUCAACAUAGCUCUGGUGCAGUUUUGAUCUUUCAAGCUCAGGCAAGUCCCUGAUGCCAUCCUAAAUUGAGGACAGAAGCCCCACCCACCAUUUUAUCAGUGGGUCUCUUGCCACUGUGUCCUCUGUUAGGUUGUCAGUGUGGUUCUGAGUAGAAGCCUGGCCCAACUCCGUGCUCUCCCUCUGCUCCUGAAGCACAGCUGGGACCCUCCCUGGUGGCUGAUCUCUUGCCUUAGUUUCUUUUGUCAAAGUUGAGGGAAAAGCUUCCUGCUAUUAGUGGUGUCAGACAACUUGACAGUUUGUGGAUGUGAGCGUGAAUGUUCCCGUGUUCUUGGGAUAACAAGAGCCUUUGUGCCAAUUAUGCACUUAACUCUUUAGCCUGGUGAUAUUCAUAUGUUCACUCAUCCUUUUCUUAUUACUAACUUUAACACACACACACACACACACACACACACACACACACACACACACCCUUUUUAAAUGUGUGUUUUGAUGGGAAAAGUUUUUGCUGGGACCGAGUAUAUGUUUGUCAUAUUCUUUAAGUUGCUGUACUUCCUGACCUGCAUGUAAAACACUGGUCAGGAUCACUGCUCUGAGGGCUGGCAGCUCUGUGAACUAAAGCCCAGAGCAUUUUUGUUUUGGGACUGACUUCUUCCUGGGUACCUGUCUUUCCAUAGUUGGUUGCUUGUAGGAAAAACUUGCUGUGGGCGCUGCCCCAGGAAGCUGAACAGAAAGUUGCACAUGGUUGGUGGAAGCUGAUGAGUGCCUGAGUUGGAGGCAACCAGGAGUCUCACAGGAAGUCGAAGGGGCAGUAAAGUAACAGCCAGAGCUGAGGCUCCACCAGGACAAGAGGGAGCAGGGAGGAAUUGACCUCUGGUGUUGGUCCCUCUGCUUCAAACUUGGGAUCUGAAGGCUACUUCAGGCUGUUCUCCCUUCAGUUCACGGGUGGGGCGGAGGGGCUGUGAAGACCAAGGCCUCCAGCUCAGCCCAGUUUUGAAGGGCAGACUAGAAGCUCCCUUGUCCUUCAAGGAGCUUUGGGAACGACCCUAUGAAACUCAAGUCUCACUGAGGAUUAGGCCUCAGAUUCAGACUAAGGGCUUUGUGAAGAUGGUGAGCUCUACUUCCACUUUUGGUUUAAAUUACAAAUCUAGCUCCUUACUCCAAGUCACUACACUGGAGGAGAGAUAUACUCUCAUUAUUGUCGUGUGCGUUUCAUAUAGCAUAGGAUCAAAGGAUGGAAGAUGCUGACACUGUUUCUGAAGCUGAGCUCAACAGUCUCACCCUCCUGGUUUUUCACCACCUCUCUCACCUCAUCCCUUUAGGUUGCAUAUCUGUUUUAGUGACCCUGACACUGUGCUGUCAUCACUGUCCAAAUACCCAUUUAUUUAUUUAUUUGAGAGUAGGGGGAGAGAGGAAAGAGGAUGGGAUUUUUUGAAAGCACUUUGCAACUUAUCAGUAUCUGAAAAUCCCUGCUGUUGUGGGGAGAAGCUUUGAAUGCACUGAAGAGAGUUCCUUCUGAAUGAAAUGGGAAGGAAGAAGUGUUUUUUUCUAUAAAUAAAGGGAAAAAGAAGUUUGCUUACAAGGUGGAGACAGAUUUAAGACAUAGCAGAACAGUGGAAGGCAAAUAUUUUCCACUUAAAUGAGGCUGUUACUGACUUUCUCUACCAAAGCUUUAGAGCUUCUGUUGAAUUAACAUAAAAGGAGCAAGAGUCUAAAUGGAGAUGUUCUUGGGUGUGUACAACUCGUGUUCCGAACUAGGUUUCUACCUGUUAUAAUUCAUACACAGCCUAACAGUUCAUUGUCAUCGUUAAUAAAC